AUGGCCGCUGAAGGGCCGUCGAUGGCUGUUGCAGAGGCGGGGGUGGAAGGAGCGCCCACGGGCGGAGCGGCGGGCGGAGCGGCGGAAGCGGGGGUGAUCUUCGUGCUGGAAAAGGCGUCGCUCGAAGUCGCCAAAGUCGGAAAGACGUACGUGCUGCUGAAUUGCGACGACCACGCCAGCUUCCUGCGCAAGCACGGCAAGGACCCCGCGCUCUACCGCCCUGACAUCUGCCACCAGGCGCUUCUAGCGAUACUAGACAGCCCGUUGAAUAAAGCUGGAAGGCUCAAGGCUCUCUAUGUGGCCACCACGCGCAACACACUCGUGCAAGUUAACCCCCACAUCCGCAUUCCCCGCACGUUCCGCCGCUUCUGCGGGCUCAUGGUUCAGCUGUUGCAGAAGCUAUCCAUACGCGCUACAAACGGGCCUGAUAAGCUCCUCAAGGUCAUCAAGCACCCCGUCACUAAAUACCUACCGCCCGGGUGCAGGAGAAUAGGCUUGGAGUACAGCGCACAGAAGGUGGUGCAUCUGCGUCAAUUCUUAAAAACAACCAACUCAGAGACACUAGUCUUUGUGGUGGGGGCAAUGGCUAGUGGUGACAUCAGCAGUGACUAUGUGGAUGAGAUGAUUGCUGGUGAGUUGAGAGGGGUGGGGAGGGGUACAAUCGGGUCUACUCAAUACACACAGGGAUGGUGA
Closterium sp. Naga37s-1 is the source of this 693-nucleotide messenger RNA. NCBI's taxonomy places the organism in Eukaryota, Viridiplantae, Streptophyta, Zygnematophyceae, Desmidiales, Closteriaceae. The record is from the annotation of a GenBank genome assembly.